AGUCAGGAGUAGCACCCGGCGUCUGUGUGUUUGAGAGAGAGAAAGAGACAGAGAGAGAGAGAGAGAGAGGGAAAACCAACAGGCAAGCAUCAGAUAGAACCAGUGAGGAAGCGAGAGAGUACCAGGCUGCAGGACAGAGAGAGAGUGAGAGAGAGAGAGAGAGAGAGAGAGAGAGAGAGAGAGAGAGAGAGAGAGAGCGCGGAACAGAGGGAAACAGCAGGAAAAAUAGAGUGAUAGAGAUAGCUAGAAGAUGGAGGUGCAGUCAGAAUACGUGGAACCUCCUCCACCUCCUCCUUCUGUUCCCCCAUGCGACCCCCAACCGCCAGGGAAGAUCAACAAAGCAGCCUUAAAGCUGUUUGGAAAACGACGCUCCAGCUCCGGAAUGGCCAGAUUCUUCUCCUUCAGGAACAAAGAGGCAAAUGGGAAUGGGAAUUCCGAGAAUGGGAAUUCUGUGAAUGGGAAUUCUGUGGGGGCGGCUAACGAGCUCGUCAGGAGUAAAACGCAUGAUGGACUAACAAGCUCGGAGACAGAUGGACAGAGAGGGGAGGAGUCUGGAAUAUCAGAGGCGGGACAGGUGAGGUCUCUCAGCAAAUCACUGAGCUUCUUUUCGCUGCUCAGACGAGGAAGUGUGAGAGCUAAUGAGAAUACAGGGUUUGGAAGCAGGGGGAGGGGUUUAAAAGGCUUCUUUAGUAGUAUAAGGUGGCGGCGGAAGGAGAGAGUGAUGGAGGGAGAGGUGGGGGUAACUGAGGGGAGGGAGGUGAGAGAGGGAGAUGUGAUUCUAAAGGAGGAAGUGAAAGACGUCACUCUGACCCUUGAACCCCAGCCCCGCUCACCACAGGAGGAUAAUGGGAGCUUGGAAGCUGAGCUAAACACAGAAUCAGCGAGAACUUCUCCCGCAGACAACGCCACAACACCACUCACGCACUCUACUGCCAUGACGACAAACCUGUCAGAAUUCCCCUAUACACCAUCCCCUUCCCCUCUUCACUCUGCCUUUCACUCAAGAACCAAAACGUCCAUUUCCUCAGCAACGGACCCCCCUCUGGAUCGGUGUGACCCCACCUCUGAACCCUCAGUGGACCGGCUCUGUUCACUCCUCUUCACUGACGUCACCUCGCUCAAGAGCUUUGAUUCGCUGACAGGAUGCGGUGAUAUCAUCGCAGACGCAGAGGAGGAGGUGGCAGGAAAUGUGGGAGGAGGAAAUGGAGGAGGAGGAAGUGUCACCAGUAGUAGCAGUAGCAGUGGGGGAGGGGUAGUACGCAGCUCCCCAGCUAAAUCCUCCAUUACUAACCAUGCCACCCCUUCCAGCAUUACCCCUACCCCCACUUCCGCCCCUGCCCCCCUCCCAGCCAGGGUACGGCUGAUGCCCUCCCACUCUGCCCCGAUUCAGCAGCCCUCUGGCAGCGGCGUGGUGGCCUACAUGGGGGGUGGUGAGGAGAUGGCCAGCCCUGACGGGGUGGACGACGCAGACAUGCAGGGGCUCUGGCACAUGCUCCCCUCUGGGGGAGAGAACUCCCCCGCUCUUCCCCGACCCAGCUCUCACCCGGCUCCCCCCAGGGGUACAGAGCGGAAACCCCCCCAGGUCAAGUCUCUGGGACUCAGCAAGAUCCCUUUAGUGGGGGGAGGAAGGAUGAGUAAACUCCCCACUCAUGCUGCCCGUCAAACCUCUUUGCCCAAUGAGAAGGACACUAAGGAGGAGGUCCAGCCCCAACAGGAUGUCCCGGCCCUUAGAGACGAGGGCUAUUGGGAUACGCCCUCGGCAACCCCCACGGCAACGCCUGACGACGGCUUCCUGUGGAACCAGAGGAUUGGUUUAUCGCGUGACAGCUGCUCUGGCGACGCGCUGUACGACCUCUACAAUGAGGAAUUGGACAAAUCUGAUGAAGAGGAAGAGGAGGAGGAAGAAGAUCUGACAAGUACUCCUUCCCUCUCCACUGACGACUACAAACGCAGCGCUCCCUCCCAGACUACUCCUCCUUCCUCUUCCUCCUCUUCAUCUUUUCGCUCGAUGAAGGGAAGCACUAGCCUCCCCCGCGAGUCCAAAAUCCCUCUUAGUGUCAGACAGAACACACCCCCUCACUCGGUGAGCCAAUCAGCUCUUUCCACUGUCCUCACAGCCAUUCCUCCCUCUGACACACCCACCCAAGCUCCUCCCCCAGCCCGGACCAGGAUCCCUGUCUCCAAGGUGCCAGUCCGUCGCCCUAGGAACAAGCCCGGCAACGCUACACGAGGGCCAGCCCCCAGGAAGUAAAUCUGGACGAGGCAGCCAUGGACUUUGAUGUCUUUGGUUAGAACUAGACAACAUCACUGGACUAGUGUGUAUGACAUUGCCGGACUGGUGUAUUGUGAAAUGCAUCAGACAAUGAUAAAGACUUGAAAGAGAGUGAUAGGAGCUCUAAACAACUCUUCCAUUGGUUCUGGUGGGUCACGCCUCCAAAAGUUAAAGUUAAAAACAAAAAAUCACUGGACUUGUGUGUGCAGCAUCACUGAAAUUAUGUGUAUGGGACACUUUUAAAGACUUCAAGUGGGUGAGGGGAGGGCAUUUCAAAGUUUGGGAUCCACAUUUUCGACAACUCUCAGCGCCUUUUGAAUAUGUAAACAAUGGUCACAGAAUUCAACUGCACUGCACACCACUAGGAAUGACUAGAGAAGCUUUUCUUCUUCUCUUCAAGUCCUUGUUUCUGAAACACAGAUUUUUAUAUGAUACCACGUGUUUAAUCUAAUGACGGCCUAAUCUAAUGAAACAGUUUGUAAUAAUCUAAUUGUUAACUAAUUACCUCCUAAUCCCAGACUACAUUCACAGUCUCAAUCCUCAUCUACAUCUUUUUUUAUGCCAUUUAGCAGGCGCUUUUAUCCAAAGCGAUGUGUGCAAUUAUUUCUACGUAUGGGUGGUCCCGGGAAUCAAACCCACUAUUCUGGCAUUACAAGCACCAUGCUCAACCAGCUGAGCUACAGAGGAGCAAUACAGGACUAUUAAAAUCCCAGUGCACUAAUUUUGUGAUUUAAAAAAAACUAUUUUUGUAAUUUUCUUCAGCACCCCUACUUCCCAUGGCAAUGUGGGGUGUACUGUUGACUGUUCUUCUCCCAGUUCUAAAGUACCAGUGGAUAACAGUGGUGACAACAUUGCUAAAAACAAUCAGAAAGCAUUUAUAAAUGUAUUUUUACUAAGGUGUACACGGAGAUCACCGGAUACAACACCUCACCUUGCCAGUGAACAUAACCAAGAAACAACAUCACAAAACGUAAUCGUCCUAAGUGAAUGACAAACACACACAUUCUCCUCUGGACCAUAUGUGCUCCACCACUCGAACGAGCAACUACUGUACUAUGAUGACCUCGCACUGGAGAAACAGCAGCAGGUUCAAUCUCUCUGGAAUUAACAACUAUAACAAACCAACCAAUAAAAAAACGGAAUAAGUAAGGCAAUAGUGAGACAGCAUUGAAGGAUGUUCCUCUACUGACUGAAGAACGACCACUGAACACUCCUCUCUUGCUGCAUGAGGUGCCUGGAACACAAGGCACUAGGUUCAGGGAACACAGUCUACACUAAGGACACACACACACACACACACACCACGUCAAGGACUCUCUUUCACACACACACACACACACACACACACACACACACACACACACACACACACACACACACACACACACACACACACACACACACACACACAGGAUUACUUUCUUCUCGACCAGGACACAUUAAUACGAUGUUUUUUUCUACUGAGUCAUUUGUUCUUCACUGGUUUUCAUACGCUUUUUAUAAGAUAAUGUUUCAUGAGACACCGCAAACAACCUUCACUGCGAACCCCCCCCCCCCCCCCCCACCCACCUACUGGGCACAAACUGGUUGAAUCAACAGUGUUUCAACGUAAUUUGUCAAUGUAUUGUGACGUGGAAUCUACGUGGAAAAUAUCAACCUGUUGUUUUGAAGGUGAAAUUUCAACCAGAGAAUAAUGGCAUCACGGUAACCAAAUUUCAACAUAGAAAAAUCAUAUAUAAUAAUCCAACAUAUCAAUUAUUAAUUUGCAGACAAACUGGAAUUAAAGCCAGAGUAAGUCAGUGGCACAGAUGGAACUAUCCAAGCAGAAGAUAAAUAUCUUUCACAUGUUGAUAUGUGGUUGCGUUGACAAAAAAAUAAACACAAUUCAACAUCACUUUUGAAAUACAAUAAAUAGCCGAUUAACUUGUUAACAAAUGAUAUGUUGAAUUCAUGUCUCCAACUCAACCAAAAAUAAAAGCUAAAGAAUAGGUUUAAGCCAGUGGCUCUGAUGGAACUAUCCAAUAAGUAGAUACAUCGCCUUUUAAUGUUGAUAUUUGGUUGCGUUGUCAACCAAACACAAUUCCAUAUUAUUUUUGUAUACAGUAAAUCUUUCAAACUAAUUUAACAUUUAACCUUCAAAUGAGUAACACAUCCAUGGCCACAUUUUGAGGUUACUGUUAACUAUACAUUUCUUAUAUAAUCAUAUAAAGUGUGCAUGUUCAAGAUAGCAUCAUAGGUCAUUGCAGGUCUAAGGAGAUCUUUACGAUCUCUUUAAUAAUCUGUGCAGAAUCUACAACGGCAUUGAUCACUUGCAUCAUGUACUUUUAAUGUCACCUCAACUGCAAUCCAGGUCACUUGGUUGUGUGCUACCAGAUGAAGCACAGUGAUAACACAUGAAUCUGUUUUAUAAAUAAACAAAAUAUCUGACACUGUAUUCCCAUUUGAACUGCUGUGCUUUUAAAUGGUUGAAAGUACAGUGAUAGGCGUUUGACAUCUAAACCAAAAAUCAGACAUAGUUUUCCCAUUGGAAUUUGAUCGUGGUUGUAGAUGGUUGAAAGCAUAUUGAUGACACAUUGGAAAUUCAAAUAACGUUUGGCUGUCUUUUUGAGUUGAAUAUAGGUUGUAAUCUCAUUGAUCAACGUCUCAACCAAAUAUGACACAAUUAUCCUCGUUGAAAUGACCUGGUGUGCCCAAUGGGCAGGUUCUUAGCCGACCUUUGUGGACCAUUGUUUCUGAUAUCUGAAGGAGGAAGGGGGUGGGGGCCAAAGUUAAUACCUGUGGCUUGCAUUCGGGAGUACACCUCAUCCCCAUCCCCAAAUCAUGGACACACACUCCUUUUCUCUCAUCCUGCUGGUGAUCACUGUUCCUCUAUAUGCCAUCAGGAGUGACAGACCUGCAGAAAAUGAGCAUGACGUUGUCCUUAACCCUAUGUCUACCUACCUGUCUGUCGGUCUGUCUAUCCAUCUGUCGGUCUGUUCCUGAGUUUUGGAAGUGGGUAUAAAAGGAUGUUGAUUGGACCCACUAGCUUGGGGAGCGGUUCGGAGAAAUCCUAACAGACCGUCGAAGAGAGGAGAGUGUAAAGGUGGAGCGCAGUUUUAAAAAUAGUCUGGAUGUUUUUCUAUGUUUUGGUUUCCUUUUCUCUGUUCACCACCUUAUUCUUAAUCUGGGCAACAAGUUGCAUUACAGUGGAAAGCAUUAUCCAUCAUUUUUACUGUUUUAUCUUCCUGUCUGUCUUUCUUUCUCUCUGUUAAUGGUGUGAAUGUCUUUGUUUUCUUUCCUGUUUAUAUAUUUAAUGAAUAAAACCCUGUGUUUGUGCUAAUA
Molecule: messenger RNA, 5593 nt
Organism: Oncorhynchus nerka (sockeye salmon)
Lineage: Eukaryota; Metazoa; Chordata; Actinopteri; Salmoniformes; Salmonidae
Product: APC membrane recruitment protein 2-like
Biological process (GO): regulation of canonical Wnt signaling pathway
Cellular component (GO): plasma membrane
Molecular function (GO): phosphatidylinositol-4,5-bisphosphate binding; beta-catenin binding
Source: RefSeq, a predicted model, not a curated record